Staurois parvus is the source of this 700-nucleotide messenger RNA. Lineage: Eukaryota; Metazoa; Chordata; Amphibia; Anura; Ranidae. The record is from the annotation of a GenBank genome assembly.
GGGUCUCGGGCCCCCAGGCGGAGCGGGCGGGCGCCGGACCCCCAGGCGGAGCGGCGGGGCUCGGGCCCCCAGGCGGAGCAACAGGUCUCGGCCCCCCCCAGGCGGAGCGGCGGGCACCGAGACACCAGGCACGACAGUGGGCUCCGAGUCAAUGGUAUGACCGCAGGCACUGGCGGGCAUCGGGUCACCAGGCAUCAGGUCAUUUGGCUCGACAGCGGGCACCGCGUCAUCUGGCAAGGCAGUGGGCUCCGAGUCAACUGGUAUGACCGCGGGCGGGCACUGGGCGGGCAUCGGGUCACCAGGCAUCAGGUCAUUUGGCUGGCUCGACGCGGGCACCGCGUCAUCUGGCAAGGCAGUGGGCUCCGAGUCAACUGGUAUGACCGCGGGCACUGGGUCAGACAUUGGAUCGUCUGACUGGACAGCGGGCAUCGGGUCACCAGGCAUCAGGUCAUUUGGCUCGACAGCGAGCACCGCGUCAUCUGGCAAGGCAGUGGGCUCCGAGUCAACUGGCAUGACCGCGGGCACGGGGGCAGACAUUGAAUCGUCUGGCUGGACAGCGGGCAUCGGGUCACCAGGCAUCAGGUCAUUUGGCUCGACAGCGGGCACCGCGUCAUCUGGCAAGGCAGUGGUCUCCGAGUCAACAGGCACGACAGUGGGCACCGGGUCAUCAGGUACCGGAUUGUCUGGCUCGACAGCGGGC